Metopolophium dirhodum (rose-grain aphid) is the source of this 3244-nucleotide messenger RNA. Its product is annotated as transcription factor mef2A-like. Gene Ontology annotation, molecular function: DNA-binding transcription factor activity, RNA polymerase II-specific; RNA polymerase II cis-regulatory region sequence-specific DNA binding; protein dimerization activity. Lineage: Eukaryota; Metazoa; Arthropoda; Insecta; Hemiptera; Aphididae. The record is from RefSeq and is a predicted model, not a curated record. Gene Ontology annotation, biological process: positive regulation of transcription by RNA polymerase II. Bases 1534 to 2724 code for a protein of 396 amino acids. The transcript has 7 exons.
AAAUUUCUUUUGUAAAAAGGUUUUAAUUAUGAAUUUAUAAAUAAAAUAAAUUCUUGCAAAGUACCGAAAUAAAUUAUUAUAUUAUCUAUGGCUGCCCAGUUGCCCAGUUUUAGUGUACGUUAUAACUAAAACGGUCGAGAUACAAUAUCUUUUUGCAUAAAUACUUCACUUUUUUGCUAAUAUAUUCGGCAUUAUUCGAUCAAUUUUUUCAAAAAUGACUAAGGUAUAAUCUGCACAUCAUGCCCGAUCAAUUGAUACCACAAACGGACCAAUCCGUCCAUUCGUUAGGUCUGUAGCCUUGGGCUAAAGAAAAUGGUCAAAUUUACACACAUUCAAUGGACAAACUCUGACUCGUGUAAUGUACUACAGUAGUGACCACCCCGCUUUUUUUUUUACUUAGCUUUGCGCCACUACCGUCGCGCUGGAAUGCUGCAUGAUAUAACUAAGUUAGUUUUAUCAUGAAAUGCUGGAUAGAGAGUGCCUAACCUAACCUAACUUAGUUAGUUAAGCAGCUGGUUCUGAAAGUAAUUUCAAUUGCCAUGUGAUAUCGCUUGUGACAUAGCCCGUAUCAUAGAACAAUAUAGAAGCGAAACUAGAUCAGCUGAUUGGGGGGUCUUGGUUACCUAUAAUCUGGAGUCUGAACCUACAAAAAACAUGAAAACGGUUCCACGCACUAACAUGAUGUGAAAUUUCUAACAUUAGACCCAUGGUUACCAAUACUAUGAAAACGGUUCCAAGACUCUGGCGGGGUAUUCUACGCGGGGUCGGCUUGUUUACCAUCCCUAUUUCACGCAUGCCGCGCCCCCUGGCGACCGUGUUCAAGGCCACAAUCCCCCGAUUCGGCCAAUUCACAGAGUUUCAUAUCCCUGCAUGUAGGGACGUAGGGUAACAUUUACAUCUUUAAUUGUGGUUAGUUUUGCGUUAAGACUUACAAUAUCUUUGGAUAGUUGAGUGAGAGGUGGACUGGAGGAUAAAAUGGAAAUAAUUAUAAGAAAUAGUUUUCUAUAGAAUGUCUGAAACUCUGAACGUAAGAUAACCUUACAUACCAUUAAAAUAAAACAUGCACGAUGGAUUACGGAUUGUAUUUUUAAUUUUUACAAACCUAGUUUUAAUUUUAAACGUUUCAGGAAGCUAUUUUAAUACUUUCGUAAGUACGGGUAUUUUCCUAAGAUUAUUAUAAAUAUUUAUUUUUUAAAUGUCCAACAGUCCUAUUGUUCUAAAUACAAGUUAUUGAAUUACCUGUUGCUUGGCAGUUGGUAUUAACAUGUUAUUGACUAUUGUACCAGCUACCAUAACUGUAUAGAACGUAAGAUUAAUUUUUUACUGGACGUCAGGACAUCACUAUGAUAUUGUUAUGCUUAUUAUAUAUUUUUGUUAUCACAAAGCAUUUUUAUUUUUAUUUUUAUUAAUUUUUUAUUGUUUGGUAUUUACUAUUUUUAUAUUUGAAGAUAAAUUGCAAUUAAAGGAUUUCUCCAUUAUCCGAACCCUGAUGAAUAAAUUAAAAUAACCAAUUGUCAUUAUUAAUCGUGCAUCAUGGGACGCAAGAAAAUUAAUUUAUGCAAGAUCACGGAUGACCGAAACCGUCACGUGACGUUUCACAAACGCAAAUUUGGUGUUAUGAAGAAAGCUUACGAGUUAAGCGUAUUAUGUGAUUGUGAAGUAGCAAUUAUUAUUUUCAAUAACAACACCCGGUUGUACCAGUAUGCUAGUACAGACAUGGACCAAAUAUUACUUAAAUAUACUGAUUAUAGCGAACCACAUGAAUCACUGACAAACACCAAUAUUAUAGCUCAAUUGAACAGGAGAGGAGGAAGAAAAGUUCCUACAAGUUCUAAAUCUGUAGAUUCAUCUGUUGUUGAUGAGAAGAAUGCAAUAAAUCAACCAAAACAAUCUAAAGUAAUGUCCACUCCUAGAAUUAAACUUAACCACAACAAUAUUUCUGAUGAAGAAUUCAGAAUACUUAUGACACAUAGAAAGAGGAUAAUGGAUGAUGAUGAUGGGGAUAAUAAAGAUGAUGAUGAUAGUAAUGGCUUUGAAUGUGAAUUUAUUCCUGACAUGCCAGACAUUCCUCACAAACUUCCAGAAGCUUUAAGAAAAAUACGAGAAAGUAACUCUAAUGAAAAUGGUAAACGAGUUACUUUCAGUAACUCAGAUAUGAGUGAUGGCGAGUUGAAAAUAGACAGUGGUACUGAUGAUGAUUUUGAAGAAAUAGAUAACAGUUUACAUAAUAAUAUCAAAAGCUAUAUUUCUCCAACUACCUCACAACAACAAACUCUGCCUAAUAACCCAACAACUGUUGAUGAAAUUCAAGUCGAAAAAAAUGAUGAUGACGUUGGUGUAGAAUCAAUAGAAGAUGACAUAAAAGUUCCUGAGGAAGUGAAGAGCUCUAAAAGUCCAGAAGCUACAAAACCACAAUUAAUGAAAAAUGUUCGGAAACUACAAGUCCUGUCAAAUAUUCACUCAAGCUUAAAUCAAAUUAAAUCUCCGAAAAAUCAAUCGUUGAAUGUACGGCACAGCCCUUAUAAUAUUCUACAAACCUCUCAAAAAAUGGUAAAAAUACCACCUCAAAAAUCCAUGGAAAUUGAAAGUAACAUAAUAUACUAUAGACAUUCGCAAAUGCAGCAACAAAGAGUUUAUGCAGGAUUUAAACAACGUGUACAGGUCAAAAAAUAUUUGAUGUCUCCUGAAAUUAAUAUCAAUAGUGCAAAAUUGUCAUACAAAUGAUUCUUAAAAUUGAGUACAUUUGAAAAUUGAAACAUUCCAAAUGUUUUUACUUUUAUUUUAUAAUUUUUUUUUUAAGAUUACUUUUGUAACAAUUAUUGGUAUUCGUUUAUAUUUAAUUAUAUAUACUUUUCAUACAAUACAAUUUUAGAAUGUAGCAAUUUGAAUCCUUUGUUCAAACUUCUUAUUUAUAAAAAUGUUAUCAUUUUAGUUUUUUAAUAUUAGCUAUUACAAUUGAUCAUAAAAUAUUAUUGGGUUAAAAUGCUAUACAUGCCAAAUGUUUUUGUUUGGUCUAGAUAUUAUGUGUUAAUGAAUAGUUUUAAGGACAUAUAUGUACCACUCUUGAAAACAAAAUUAUCAGUUGUAUGUAUUAUUAAAUUUUAAACUGGUUUUUAGCUUUUGUUCUCCAAUUAAUUUGUCGUUUUAUGUAUUAAAAUGUAUAUUAUCUUAGUAUUAUUAAUUAUUAUCAUUUAAAUAUAUUUAGUUAAAUGUCUGGUUAAUUAAAUGUAACUUAUUUCUAUAA